GCAGUGGGGUGGGCUUAAGUGAUUCUGGACACCCCGCUCUGACUGUUGCUGCUGGGUACUGUGAGAAAGCUCAGACCGGCUCUGAAGUUGCGGCAUGGAGAGGAUAUGGUCACGUCCCACAAUGAAUGCAGUGACAUAUGAGGAUGUGCAUGUAAACUUUACUCGGGAAGAAUGGGCUUUGUUGGAUCCUUUCCAAAAGAAUCUCUACAAAGAAGUGAUGCUGGAGACCUACAGCAACCUCACUGCUAUAGGCUAUUAUUGGGAAGACCACAGUUAUGAAAAGAAUUCUCAAAAUUCUAGAAGACAUGGAAGGCAUCUUCAAAGGGAAGAAAGAAUUCACACUGGAGAGAAAAUUUAUAAACAUGUGCAGUGUAAUGACAUGUUUUCAAGGCAUAGUCAUCCUCAGAUACAUGAAAGAAUGCUUACUGGAGCCUUUGUAUAUGAUAGUGGUCUUCAAAUGCAUAGAAGAACACACAUAGGAGAGAAACCCUGUGAUUUUAACACAUGUGGUAAAGCCUUUGCAUGCCCCAGCCAUCUGCAAAGCCCUAAAAGGACACAUACUGGAGAGAAGCCCUAUGAAUGUAAACAGUGUGGUAAAGUCUUUUCAUGGCACAGUGCUCUUCAUCGGCAUAAAAGAAUACAUACUGGAGAGAAGCCCUAUGAAUGUAAACUAUGUGGUAAAGCCUUUUCAUAUGACUGUGUUCUCCAAAGGCACAAAAGAACACAUACUGGAGAGAAGCCCUAUGAAUGUAAACAGUGUGGUAAAGCCUUUACACAGAUCAGUAAUCUUCAGAGUCAUAAAAGAACACAUACUGGAGAGAAGCCCUAUGACUGUAAACUAUGUGGUAAAGCCUUUGCAUAUCACACUGCUCUUCAAAGGCAUAAAAGAACACAUACUGGAGAGAAGCCUUGUGGAUGUAACCAAUAUCACAAAGCCUUUGCUCCUCACGGCCAUCUUCAGAUUCAUAAAAGAACACAUACUGGAGAGAAGCCCUAUGAAUGUAAACAAUGUGGUAAAGUCUUUGCCCAUCACAGUGCUCUUCAAAGGCAUAAAAGAACACAUACUGGAGAAAAGCCCUAUGAAUGUAAGCAAUGUGGAAAAGCCUUUGCACAGAACAGUACUCUUCAGAGUCAUAAAAGAACACAUACUGGAGAGAAGCCCUAUGAAUGUAAACAAUGUGGUAAAGCCUUUGCACGGAACUUUAAUCUUCAGAGCCAUAAAAGAACACAUACUGGAGAGAAGCCCUAUGAAUGUAAACAAUGUGGUAAAGCCUUUGCACAGAACAGUGUUCUUCAGAGUCAUAAAAGAACACAUACCGGAGAGAAGCCCUAUGAAUGUAAACAUUGUGGUAAAGCCUUUGCUCGUCACUGCAGUCUUCAAAUGCAUAAAAGAACACAUACUGGAGGGAAGCCCCAUGCAUAUAACCAAUGUGAUAAAGCAUUUCUCCACAGUAGUGACCCUCAAAGGCAUAAAACAACAUAUACUGGGGAGAAACACUGCAUAUAACCACUGUGGUAAAGCCUUUGUCCACAAAACUAGUCUUUAAAGACAUGAUAAAAUGCAUACUGGAGGGAAGCCCUAUGAAUAUAACCAGUGUAGUAAAGCCUUUACACAUAAAAGUAAUCUUCAGAGUUAUAAAAGAACACAUAUGGGAGAGAAAUGUUAGCAAGUUCAACAAUAUUGUAAAGACUUAACAUAUCACUGUCAUCGUCAAAGGCAUAAAAGAUCACAUACAUGGAGAAAACCCUAUGAAUAUAUGUCAAGGGCAGCCCUGAUUAUACACUGAAGGCCUGGAAUAAGCCAUAGGCCUAAAAGAAGCAAUAGGCCUGACAUACAUGCAUGCUAACACAAUUUCUUGGGUCUCUGUGGAAAAACACUGAAACAGAUGGCUAAAGCUAUUGUAAACAAGCAGCUUUGGUGGAAAAUUGCCAGGCUGAAUAGUCAUAGACCUUGUAGAUAGGUAGCCUUGGUGGAUAGUACCAACUUAGGUAAGGACAAAUAAAUCAUAAGCACAGUCAUAGUGACCUGUCCCCUGAAUCUUCACCCAGCUGACACUCUGUUCUGGAAGAUAUUUGUACUCCCCCUGAACACCUAUGCUCCUGCCUUAUCCCCUUCCCCACAUCCUGCCUUUUUGUGUAUGUAACUUCUGUGUGAAAAAGUAAAAAUUACGGUUUGAUUCACCUGU
Molecule: messenger RNA, 2186 nt
Organism: Arvicanthis niloticus (Nile rat)
Lineage: Eukaryota; Metazoa; Chordata; Mammalia; Rodentia; Muridae
Source: RefSeq, a predicted model, not a curated record